Messenger RNA from Hypanus sabinus (Atlantic stingray), 6162 nucleotides. It is a transcript of the gene gfra2b, whose product is annotated as GDNF family receptor alpha 2b. The transcript has 9 exons. The record is from RefSeq and is a predicted model, not a curated record. Gene Ontology annotation, biological process: nervous system development. Lineage: Eukaryota; Metazoa; Chordata; Chondrichthyes; Myliobatiformes; Dasyatidae. Gene Ontology annotation, molecular function: signaling receptor activity. The coding region runs from base 438 to 1850 and encodes 470 amino acids. Gene Ontology annotation, cellular component: signaling receptor complex; external side of plasma membrane.
CCGGAGGCGAUGGAUGCACGGGAGCAGCCGGCGUUUGGCGUGCCCCAGAUCUGCCGCUGAAGGAGGCGGCCCGCUCCGGCACCGCUGCGCCAGGAGGGAGGAGCUGGGCGGGGGACAGUGGGCAGCGGAGAGCCGGCGGCCGUGCGGGUGGGGACAGGACUGCGGAGCCGGUACACCACUGAUGGAUGUGACCUCGACACGGACUGGAUACUCCUGUCGUCCCUAUAGGAAGUAACCGGGGGGUCGGUCCAACUACAGCCAGGGACGGCGGGACAAGAUGGAGCGGCAGAGCAGCGGCCAGCACCGGACUCUGAGGCCAGUCUGUGUCCGCUGCUAAACGACUUUGGAGAGCCGCCUGUACCCCGGAGUGGACGUCGGACAAGUAGCUACACACUCCCCCUUCACACAGACAUCCGUCACCCUGUGGAGAUUUUACCAUGAUCUGUGCCAACCUGUUCUUCAUUCUGAUUUUGAUAGAUGAGGUGCUUCACUCUGUUGGGGACCCCGUCCUGCCAGGAGGUUGGAGAGUGGACUGCAUAAGGGCCAAUGAGCAGUGCACGGCCAAACCAAGCUGCAGCAGCCGGCUUCGCACCCUGCGCCAGUGCCUGGCAGGCAAGGCUGCCAUGCUUUUCGGCCCCGAGAUCAAGAAUGAGUGUGUCGCUGCAGUGAUGGCUCUGCGGCAAAGCACGCUGUCUGAAUGUCGCUGCAAGCGAGCGAUGAAGAAAGAAAAACAGUGCCUGGCCAUCUACUGGAGCAUUCACCAGAGCCACUCUCAGGGUGAUGACUUGUAUGAAAGCUCCCCUUAUGAGCCCGUUAGCUCACGCCUCUCUGACAUAUCUCGACUUGCUGCAAUCAGUUCAGGAAUGGAACCCACCGGGCCACGAGGAAACCCAUGCUUGGAUGCAGCCAAGGGCUGCAACCUGAAUGACACCUGCAAGAGGUACCGCUCCAUCUACAUCUCCACCUGUGUCAAGCGAAGUUCGCCCACAGAUUUCUGCAGCCGUCGGAGGUGCCACAAGGCCCUGAGGCAGUUCUUCGACCGAGUGCCUGCAGAAUACAGCUACCGGCUUCUCUUCUGCCCCUGCAAUGACCCAGCGUGCGCCGAGAGGCGCCGGCAGACCAUCGUGCCCGCCUGCUCGUAUGAGAGCAAAGAGAAACCCAACUGCCUGGCACUCCAUCAGACCUGCAAAACAGACCAUGUGUGCAGGUCACGAUUGGCAGACUUUCUCUCCAACUGCCAACCCUCCACGCAAGCUGUGAGCGGUUGCUUCAGGGAGAACUACGCGGCCUGCUUGCUGUCCUACUCGGGACUGAUAGGUAGUGACAUGACCCCAAAUUACGUGGACACAACAGACAUUGUAGUGGCUCCCUGGUGUACAUGCAGCGGCAGCGGGAACCAGAAGGAAGAAUGCGACAAGUUUCUGAACUACUUUAAAGAAAACAUCUGCCUCAGGAAUGCAAUGCAAGCUUUUGGCAAUGGGACAGAUGUGAGUACAUGGAAAUCCAGCCUCCCUACCUUGGCCACGUCUCUCGUCAAGACUGAGAAAACAGUUCAGAGUGCUGAACCAUCUGACCACAUAAAGGAGAUCACAACGGCAGAUGAUGCAAACAUUCUCACCGUGUGUCCUGACCUACAGGAUAAUGGACCAAAGUUCAAUACAUCCAAAGAGCAGAGUGUCUGUCUGCCAGAGACGCAAGUCCCUAGCCUGAACCAGGACAAGAAUAACGAAAUGGAUAAAGUAACAAGCUACACCAAUCCAAGAAAUGGGAAAUCUGCUGGUGUGAGUGUCCGAGCCAGUCUGGCAUGGAUAGCCAUUUCCAGCUUCACAGUAACCAUGUUGACAUCAUAGGAGCCCCAAGGAACCUAGAAGAAUUCAGGUUUCCACAUCCAUCCUACUUAAAUGAAAAAUGAUACCCCUGUGGAGAAAAUGCAAAUAAAUUCACUGAGUUUUCAAGGAGAGAGAGAGAGAAAGAGAGAGAGAGAGGAGAGGGAGAGAGAGGGGGGAUAAGUGUGAUUGCUUCUGUAAAGAUGUGUUGCCAAUGAAUUGGUCCCCAAAGCCUAAGGCUUAUCAUGGACACAAUGCUAUGAACGGACUGGGACCUUGUUUCUUAAAAGAGAAGGAUAGAACUGCUGACUCUUCAAGCCUAACUGCUUGCCAUGGCUCCAGUUGAUUGAGACUGGAGAUAUAGCUGUAACCCUGUAGGGCUCCAGAAAUGCCUUGCAAGUUGGAGCAGCAUUUGCAAGACGCCAAUGGCUCAAGUGAACGAAUUCCAGUUCAGCGACUCUGCUGCAGUUAUGUAUGGUCAUGUAAAACCACAGUUCUGUUUUACCACGUGUACGUUUUCCCCUAAACCGCCCUGUGAGGAGAGGUGCUGAUGUGUUUGAACUCUGUUUUUUUACACUUAAUAUCAUUUAUACCUAGAAGAAUAUACAACUUCUGUUCAUGUGAAAAAUGUUUCUCUCUUUGUUUGCCAACUUUCUAGAACAGUGUUCUAUGCAGUUGUAGCUGUUAAUUCCUGCUUGCAUAGCAUUUGCAAGCUUCCUGUUCAAUUAUACCAUCAAUGUAUAGUGCAUUAUUUCAAACUGGAAUAUAUCUAUACCCGCAAAAAACCACACCUGGAUGUCAUGUUUUAAUUUUGUUUGUUGAAGUGGAUUAUAAAGAAGACAAUAUAACCUGUGGAAAGGAUGAAAUAGAAAUGGUCUGUGGAACAUCUUUAGGAAUAUCUGAAGAUAUUUUUGCAGGGUAGAUAACACAAAGCAAUGCAGGAACUCAACUGAAUACACUCUAGUGAAGCUGAAUUCUGUAAAUGUGAUCUGACACACAGAGAGUAAAUUUGAGGUGAAAAUCCAGGAACCAUGUUUAAUCGAAUAGGAGUAGACAGUCACCUUAAUCAACACUUUCAAAUGCAGACCUUGAAGAUCUGGCUCCCCUCUUCCUUCCCCUUCUCUCAUCGUCCACUCUCCAUAAGACCAUAAGAUAUAGGAACAGAACUAGACCAUUCAGCCCAUCAAUUCUGCUCAGCUCGGCAUUCCAUCCUGGCUGAUCCCGAAUCGCACUGCAUACCAACACCAGAUAUAGCCUUCUUGCCGUAUCCAUUGAUGCCCUGACCGACCAGGAAACUAUCAACAUACACAAAAAGCUGAGUUCCUUCAGCAUUUUGUGUGUGUUGCUCAGAUUUCUAACAUCUGCAGAUUUUCUCUUGUUUGUGAGGAAACUUAACUUCCACUUCAAAUGUACCCACAGACCUGGUCUCCACCGCAGUCUGUGGCAGAGCCUUCCACAGAUUCACUACUCUCUGGCUAAAAGAAUUCCUCCUUAUCUCUAUUCUAAAAGGUUGUCCCUCAAUUUUGAGGCUGUGCCCUCUAGCUCUAGAUACCCUCACCAUAGGGAACUACCUCUCUACAUCCAUCAUAUCUAGACCUUGCAACAUUUGGUAGGUUUCAAUGAGAUCCCCCUGAGUACGUCUAAAUUCCAGUGAGUACGGGUCCUAAGCCGCUAAACACAACUCGUAUGUUAACCCUUUCAUUCCCUGAAUAAUCCUCAUGAACCUCCUCUGGACUCUAUCCAAUGACAACACAUCCUUUCUGAGAUAUGGGGUUCAAGUAAAUGACGUCCACUGCCUCUCCUUUGUCCACCCUGCUUGUUACUUCCUUGAAGAAUUCUAACAGAAAUGGUUUAUGUGAUUUCCCUUCACAUAAACCAUGCUGACUUUGGCUUAUUUUAUCAUUAGUCUUCAAGUACCCUGAAGCCUAAUCCUUAAUAAUAGACUCCAACACUUUCCCAACCACUGAUGUUAGGCUAACUGGCCUAUAAUUUCCUUUCUUUCACCCCCUUCCUUUCUUAAAGAGUGAGUGACAUUUGUAAUUCUCCAGUCCUCCAGGACCAUCCCAGAAUCAAGUGAUUCUUGAAAGAUCACGAUCAAUACAUCUGUUAUCUCUUCAGCAGCCUCUCUCAGGACUCUGGGAUGUAAUCCAUCUGUCCAGGUGACAUAUUGACCUUUGAAUUUGCCUUGUACUUUUUCCUUUGUAAUAGCAAUGACACUCAUUUCUGCUCCUUGACACUUACAGACCUCUGGCACACUGCUAAUGUCUUCCACAGUGAAGACAGAUGCAAAGUGCCCAUUAAGUUCAUCUGCCAUUUCUUCCUCCCCCAUUACUACUUCAUCAGCAUCAUUUUCCAGUGGUCCGAUAUCAACUCUCACCUCCCUUUUUACUCUUCAUAAUACUGAAACAAACUCUUAGUACCCUGCUUUAUAUUAUUGGCUAGACUGCCCUCAUGUUUCAUCUUGUCCCUUCUUAUAGCUUUUCAGUUGUGUUUUGUUGGAUUUUAAAAGCUUUCUAAUCAUCCAACUUCCCAUUCAUUUUUGUUACCUUAUAUGCCCUUUCCUUGGCUUUUAUGAAGUCUUUAACUUCCCUUGUCAACUAUGGUUGCCUAUCCCUGUCAUUUGAGAACAACUUCUUCUGUGGGACGUAUCUAUCCUGCACCUUGUGAACUAUUCCCAGAAACUUCAGCCAUCUCUGCUCAGCCGUCAUUCCCGCCAGUAUCCUCCUCCAAUCCACCUGGGCAAGCUCCUCUCUCCUGCCUCUGUAAUUCUCUUUAUUCCAUUGCAAUCACGAUACAUGUGAAUUAUGUUUCUCCAUCUCAAACUGCAGUAUGAAUUCAUUCAUAAUAUGAUCCUGCUUCCUAAGGGUUCCUUUACAGUAAACUCCUUAAUAAGAUCUGGGUUAUUACACAACAACCAAUCUAAAAUACCCUUUCCUCAAGUAGGCUCAAAAACAAGUUGCCCUAAAAAGCCAUCUUGUAAUCAUUCAACAAAUUUCCUCUCUUGUAAUCUUGUAAUUCAAGUCCCCGAUUACAAUUGUACCAUUAUCCUUAUUACAUGCCUUUUCCAGCUCCCUUUGCAAUCUUAACCCUACAUCUCAGCUACUCUUUGGAGGCCUAUAUAUGAUUCCCAUAAUUUAUUUUUACCCUUGCAGUUUCUUAACUCCACCUACAAAGAAUCAAUAUUCUCUGGCCCUAUGUCACCGCUUCUAAAGACGUAAUUCCAUCUCUUACCAACAAGAGCCACACCACCGCCUAUGCCUUCCUGCAUGUCCUUUUUGAUGCAAAGUACAGUAUAUCCUUUGAUGUUAAGCUCCCAACUCUGGCCUUCUUUCAGCCAUGACUCGAUGGUAACCACAAUGUCAUACCUACCAAUCUCAAAUUGCACCAUGAGUUUGUCCACCUUAUUCCAAUUCUCUGCAUGUUUCUUUCACCAGAUUCCUUCUUCUUCAGCCCUUUAUCUUUUCCACCUAUCAUCUCCCAGCUUCUCACCCCAUCCCCCCCUUCACCCACCUACUCCCCUCUCUUCUGACUUCACUUAUCACCUUCCAGCUUGUCCUCCGUCCCCACCCCCACCUUCUUAUUCUGGCAUCUUCACCUUUCCUGUCACGAUUAAUGGUCUCAGCCUAAAACAUCGAUUCUAUUCCCGUCCAUAGAUGCUACCUGAUCUGCUGAAUUCCUCUGUCAUUUUAAAGUGUGUAACUCACGCAGAAUGUCAAUCACUGGAUGCAUCAGGCUGCCUCAUUUUUGUCUCUGGCCAUUGGUUCUGUAGGAACGGGGUUCUGUGGGGGAUUACAGAUGUGUCGAGCCAAGAACCUCAUGCACUUUGCAAAAAGCCUAUCAGUUUUACACACUGGCAUUAGUUUAUGCAAUUGAACAAUAGAUACUAAAGUAGUGUAGCAGUUAGCAUGACGUUAUUACAGCUUGGGGAAUUCCGCAAUUUGGAGUCCAAUUCCAGCUCCAUUUGUAAAAGAGUGUGUAUGAUCUCCCCAUGAACCAUGUGAGUUCCCUCUAGGUGCUCCAGUUUGCUCCCACAAUCCAAAGACAUACUCGUUCAUAGAUUAAUUGUUCAUUGCAAACAAUCCUGUGAUGAGAUCAGUGUUAAAUAGGUGAGUUGCAGGACACCGUGGCUCGUCGGGUCAGAAGGAUUUGUUCCACGCUGUAUCUCUAAAUCAAAUCAAAAACUCUGCAGAGGCUAUAAAUCUGGAAUAAAAACACCACUUCUAGAAAGUUUUGAGUGUUUCCAACAUUUCAUGUUUAUUAUUUCAUACCAAAUAGAUAAACACCUUUCUAAAUAUGCUUUAUCUUAACUUUUAAUAAAUCUUGCAUUAUUACUACA